AUGGGCCUCUGCUUGGCGCCCGCAAUGCUGCUGCUGUUGCUGGGGUCACCCAGCUCGGCCGCACGGAACCGAUGCUUGGACGCGGCCGAGGCGUGCACGGCGGACGCGCGGUGCCAACGGCUGCGCACCGAAUACGUGGCUCAGUGCCUGGGUCGGGCCGCGUCCGGGGGCUGCCCCCGCGCCCGCUGCCGCCGCGCCCUGCGCCGCCUCCUGGCCUUCCAGGCCUCCUGCGCGCCCGCCCCCAGCGCCCCCGACGGCUGCCUGCAGGAUCAGGGCCCCCGCUGCCUGCGCGCCUACGCGGGCCUCGUGGGCACCGCGGUCACUCCCAACUAUGUGGACAACGCGAGCGCGCGCGUGGCGCCCUGGUGCGACUGCGGAGCCAGCGGAAACCGGCGUGAGGAGUGCGAAGCCUUCCGGGGACUCUUCACCAGGAACCGCUGCUUGGAUGGUGCCAUACAGGCCUUUGAUGCUGGGUGGCCUCCAAUCCUGCAGGACCGGCCAGAUGUCCACCAGGACCCUGAGCACAGCCUCCUGCAAGUGUCCUCCGCAGAUGGGCUCCUGGUUGGGAGCUCCCUGCUCUCCAUGCUCCCUGUCCUGGCUCUGCAGCCCCUGCUCUGACUAGGACAGCUGACCUUGGACAACACCACUGUCCCAUCCUGCCUGGGGUACAGGGCCCCAUCUGCACCCUACUGCCCCACUGAAAAUGGACUGGCUUGCCUCCCAAGCUGGUCCCAGUGCUCUUGCCCUGCUGCCCUUUUUAGGUCUGGACACCCUGUGUGCCUGUCCCCUCGAGUGAGGGAUGUGGGUUGAGGGCCUGAUGCAAAGCCCAUAGUUUCCCUUUCAGUGGGUUUCUUGGUUGUAGGUCCCUCUCUCCGCUGACCUUCGAACAGUUGGGUUCUCCCACAGGGUAGGGAUGGGACGGGGUCACCUGUGUAGCUGAGGCUCGCUGGGGCCCCAGAUCACCUAGAAGUCAGAAACCAUCCAAAUUCCCAGAAUUUUAAGAGCUUUUACCAGCUUCCCCAACCAGAACAUGCCCUAAGGAGUACAUCUGAAUAGACUUCAGGUAAAACUGUUUUGGAUGCUGCAGGCUUUCAUGGCACCCUCCCAGGGAGGUACCGCUGGUCAUGAUAGCCACCUAGGCCCCACUGACUAAUGUUGGUAAGGUUCUUCCCAACCAUGAUCCGCUGCUUGGUGGGCACCACCUGGAGUGAGGAUCCAAUCCCCUGUGUUGCACUGGUCACAUGACCAUCUUUCCUAUGGGUUAA
Leptonychotes weddellii (Weddell seal) is the source of this 1265-nucleotide messenger RNA. Lineage: Eukaryota; Metazoa; Chordata; Mammalia; Carnivora; Phocidae. The record is from RefSeq and is a predicted model, not a curated record.